CGGCAAGUCAGGAUGGGGUAUUCUGGGUAAGGAGGAAAGGGCGAAUGCCUUGCCGAGACCUGGGUACCGCGCUAGCGACAGUUGAGCUGUACUUGAGGCUAGGUAAAGAAAUGGCGACGGAGGAAGGGAUCGAUGACCAGCAGAGCGGAGGGAAUCAGGUCACGAAUGGGAAUGGGGAACAAAACGAGGGAUCAACCAGGGAUCGAGAGUCGGCCAAACUGGAGGGGACCCGAGAAGACGAAAAUGACGUCUCAAUUGUAGAAAGCUCGGAGAAAGGUAGGGGUAGCAAAAGGGGACCUCAGGAAAACAGGGAAGGGGGAAAUGAUAUGAGAACAAGUCCUCGGAACUCAGCAGGAGCCACCCCUAAAAAGAUGAAAGUCUUGGAUACCAGUCACAAACUGGCAGAGAUAGAGAAGCGGACCGCGAAAUUUAAGGCAAGACUUAUCGAGCAGAUGAUGGCCGGGGAUGAGGAGGACCUCCAUGACGCAGGGUCACGUGAGGGACGCAGGGCCGGUCAGGACGAGGCUAGGUAUGUGGGGAAGGAUGAUAGUCACAAAGGAACACCUACCAAGAAGGGGAAGGACAAGAGCGACCCCCCGGCGGAAGGAACGGAAAACGCUAUGACCCCACCCGCCAUUGAUAGCGGCACUAGCAGACUACCCGCCAUGCCGAAAGUAACAGGGGCGUGUGACGGACUCGGGAGCCUUAGGGAGAGAGUGCUAGGAUGGUUCGACCCAGAAGGAACAACGAAAACCAGGGAGAAGCAGAGGGAAAGCAAGGAAGGGGAAGGAACCAGUGCAGCCGGGGAAGCGGGUGGCUCCGAAGACGGUCUCAAGAAAGUAGUCGCCAUCCUCAACAGGACACUGAACAAGAACCAGUGGUAUCUCGCAGAUGCAAAAAAGAAACUCACGUUCGAUGGGGCCAACAUUACGGAGUUUCUAAUAGACUAUGAGAACCUAGCAACCUUACUGAAAUGGACGGAAGAGGAAAAGAUGGAGCAGCUAGGACAGCACGUAUCACCAAGCUUGGGAAGGGACACUAAGGUCAUCGUCGCCUCCAGUGGAUCCUGGAAAGAAACCAGGAAUGAGAUGAUGAGGAAAUACCUGAAGGCAGAGAAAAUGGCAACAGAGGCCGAAUUAGCCGAAGUCCAGAGGAAAAACUAUGCGACUUACAAUGAUUUCCUAAGGGCAUUCACGUUACCAGCAGACUAGUAAGUUCGAAUACAUGGGAGACGUGGACUUCAGCACCGUAACAAACCUUGCGAAAAGAC
Messenger RNA from Chara braunii, 1270 nucleotides. The record is from the annotation of a GenBank genome assembly. NCBI's taxonomy places the organism in Eukaryota, Viridiplantae, Streptophyta, Charophyceae, Charales, Characeae.